This is a messenger RNA of Colius striatus (speckled mousebird), 975 nucleotides long. RefSeq names its product coiled-coil domain-containing protein 33-like. Bases 1 to 975 code for a protein of 324 amino acids. The record is from RefSeq and is a predicted model, not a curated record. Gene Ontology annotation, cellular component: peroxisome. Lineage: Eukaryota; Metazoa; Chordata; Aves; Coliiformes; Coliidae. The transcript is spliced from 4 exons.
AUGGCGGGGGAGUCUCGCAUCCCCCUGACCCUGCAGCGCUCCUGGCUGAAGGCCGAGGAGAAGAUACUGGAUUUUGAGUUUGAGGUGGUCAGUGCCCAGUUUAACCGUCAGGGCCGCUAUGCCCUGCGGCUGACAGUGGAGAACCCGCUGCUGCAAGGCUCCAGCACCGGCAUCCAGCUCCGCAUCGGCAGUGGGGAUGUCAUCCACAGCAGCACUGGCACCACCGACACCAUCAAGCAAAGCGACCUCAGCCAGAUCUACUCCUUCCAGAGGAGGAAAUUCACCUUCACUCUGCCCAAAGGUUUCUGCAAGAACGACAAGAACCAUGAUGUGAGGCUCCGCAUCGAGGCUCUGCAUUUCCCCCGCAAGGCAGAGAGGAUGAGGAGAAGCAGGCCGGUGGGCGAAGCCUUCUUUGCCAUCUACCCCCGCACCAACCAGCCCCGGAUAAAGCUCUCCGCCACGAGGGACGAGGACUGGUACAACUACAGCGCCGUGCUGGCUCUGCUGCGGGUGGGCAGCGAGCAGCCGGCCAUGCACUGUGGCAGGCUGGCCUUCACCGUAGCCCUGCAUGAGCACCGGCCCCCCGCCGCGCUGCCCGCGCCUCCGCCGCUCUCGCCCGGCACCCAGGAGGAGCAGCAGCCAGCAGCAGGCAUAGCCCCAGCAUCCGCAUCCCUGCACAGCCCUGUCCGCAGCCGUACACCUGAGUCCGCUUACCACUCGCUGCCCACCGAGGGCCAUCACCCUUCUCUCAAGAGGCCUCAGACUGACCCUGAGCUCAGUUCUUCCCUGGAGUUCCCGAGUGAUUCAGCAGAUGAACAUCCUUCCUCCUCCUCCUCCUCCUCCUCCUCUUCCUCAGUGCCUGUCCUAAGGCGAGGGCUGAGCUGCAGCAGCUUCCAGUUCUCCUUGCCAGGCUACAGCCCAGAACUGGCCUCCUCUCCUGAACUGGGAGUGCCCUGUGUCCUCCAGCUGGGCUGA